Helobdella robusta is the source of this 600-nucleotide messenger RNA. RefSeq lists its product as hypothetical. Bases 1 to 600 code for a protein of 199 amino acids. Lineage: Eukaryota; Metazoa; Annelida; Clitellata; Rhynchobdellida; Glossiphoniidae. The transcript has 5 exons. The record is from RefSeq and is a predicted model, not a curated record.
AUGUCCGAGGAUGAUGGCAAUGGAGUCCUGACUGCACGCCUCAUCAUCUCAUUGGUCAAGCAGGAGUCAUUUCGAUCUUACGUCAUCAUGGCGGAGAAUUCAAUUGGGUCAACAGACAAAGAAAUCAAAUUAGAAAAAAUCAUCCAUCCUUCGGCAAAAUCUCACGUUGGUGGACACGACAGCAGCUCCAACGCCCACUACACGCCACACACCAAAGCCCGACACAACCACAACCACCACCACAACGCGACACUCAACCGAUACAUCAACUACAACAACCACAACAGCGACCAUGCAGUCGAUUCAAGCCGCAUCUCACUGAAGAUGCGGUCCUCAUCAUCGUCGUUAGCGAAUUCACGUGAUGAGAAUACUACCCCGUCACUUGAACAUUGUUUACCAGCUGAACUCAACUCAUCUGUCCGCACCAAUUAUGACCUCAGUCUAAAUGGUCUCAGUGAAAUUAAUCUCAUAAUCACAAAUCACGAGAGAUGCAACGAAUAUUCAGCCGGGCCGAGAUUCGACCUAAGUUUGACAUCUGGCUUGGUCGAAUUGUGGUUCAACAAUUUGACCAUUCGGCCAAAUUUUUUAUUUGACUAUUGA